Molecule: messenger RNA, 1575 nt
Organism: Racocetra fulgida
Lineage: Eukaryota; Fungi; Glomeromycota; Glomeromycetes; Diversisporales; Gigasporaceae
Source: the annotation of a GenBank genome assembly
AUGCAAAUUCAUUCACGUUUUAUAUCUGUGAUCACUGGCCAAUCAAAACACCGGAUUUGCACACUUGCCAUCAUUACUACGAUAAAUACAACCGUUGAUGAAAAUAAUGCACAUGCCGAAGUUGUACCAAAUAAUAACGAAGUACCAGCAAGCCAAGCUUUACCUUUAACAUCUCAUGGUUCUUUAGUUGAAGGUCUACAACCAAUCACGUUACCUCCUGGACAACAAUCUCAAACAGACCUUUUAUCAAAUACAAUUGAUUCUGUUCCUGUUGAAAAUACUAUAUCUUCCGGUAUAUCAGGCGAUGAACCUUUUUCUUUCGAAGCACUUGCUAACAUAUGUCGUAUGCAACAACAAACCAUCGCUUUACUUGUAGAAGAAAAGACUGCGUUGGCAUCAGAAUUAGAAAAAUAUUCUGCAAUGGCUGAUCGUUUUAAAAGUAGUGAGGAGUUGUUGGAAGAGGGUCAGUUGUUAGUCGACGCUUUAAGGCGUCAGAAUAGUGAAUUGGAAGAAAAGAUUCGAAAUGGUGAAGAUCGAUUGAAAGAUUCAGAUGAUCAGAAAAAAAAAAUAAUAGAAUCAUUACAAUCACAACUAGAAAAGGAUAACAAGCAACUUAUGUCCCAAUUGAAUAAUAAAGAUUCAAUAAUCGAACAACUCACUACAGAAAAGGCCAAAAUUCGUUCUGUAUCUGAUGAAGUAGAAGCUUUACAAAAAACCCUUCAAGAUAAAGAAGAUAGAUGUGAGGCACUUGAAAUAGAGUUAUCAAACCUACGACAUUUGUUAACUAAUGCGGAGCAACAGCUCUCUGAAAAAGAAAGCAAGCUUUUGGUCAUCGAACGUGAAUCACGUGAAACCAUGACAAAAUUCGAAUCUAUGACCAAUCAAAUCCAAUCGCUAACUGAUGAUAAGAAUCGAAUUAGUCAACAAUUAGAGGAGAAAUCAAGCGAGCUCGAAGCUUUGAAAAACGAAUUUACUGAAGUUAAUGAACAACUAAAAUUAAAAAUAGCUGUAGUAGAUGAAUUGCAUCGAGAGCACGACAAUUUCUCUUCGGAAUUGCAAACUUCUCAAUCAGAAAAUUCAAAAUUGACAAAACGGAUUAAAGAUAUUACAACCAAAAAUGAUGGUUUAUCAUCUGAUAAUCGAAACUUGAUUUCUCAAUUGACUGAAUUACAAGCAAAAAUUGUAGAGAUAAAUAAUGAUAAAUUAAAUUUAACUGAAGAAGUGGAAAAAGAAAAAUUAAAAGCUACAAAACUGGAACAAGAAGUUGCUAAAAUUCAGAAAGAGUUGGCUUCAUUAAAAGAAAAUAUGGUGUAUAACAACGGAACUACUUUAGUGGGUAACAAUACUACCCGUGACGUUGGUCGACGAUUUAAUUCGGUUUACAAUUCUGUUCAAAAUCAGCGGAAUGAUUCAACUCGUCGUACUAGUCUAUCACCACCAAAUAGCGCAAACCGUCGAUAUUCAUUUUCUCAGUUUAGUGGCGAUUUUGAGAUCGGAAGAUGUUCAGGAUGCAUUGUAACAGUAGUGGCACUUAUUGAUUAUAAUCGCAAUGAAUUUAUUAUUGUUAAUUUUUAA